AUGCGCAGAUGCCUUCACGUACAAUGCAGAUACACUUUGGCUUCAGAUUUAAAGGUGCCACUACCAAGUACUUUUAGAAAAUACGAUUAUGGUCCUAAAGGUAACGUAAAACUUUACGGCCAAACAGAUCCUCCUCAUUACAACUUAUCAGCUGUAACGGCUCCCAGUGCUUUCUUUUCAGCUCCUCUAGAUGGUAUGAUAUCUUUAGAGGACGUCUACGAAGCGAUUCUGAAUCUACCCAAUACGAUUUACCUGUACAGAAUACCAUUUUAUAGGUUUAAUCAUAUUCAUUAUCUUUUCGGUAGAAAUGCUUCGGAAUUGGUUUAUGAGCCGACGUACCAGUUGAUUAAAAAAAUUGAUAGUGGUGUUAUUCCUCCCCAAGUUGAAGUACCAUCUGAUUAUAGAUGA
Molecule: messenger RNA, 408 nt
Organism: Ceutorhynchus assimilis (cabbage seed weevil)
Lineage: Eukaryota; Metazoa; Arthropoda; Insecta; Coleoptera; Curculionidae
Source: the annotation of a GenBank genome assembly